Molecule: messenger RNA, 726 nt
Organism: Fragaria vesca subsp. vesca
Lineage: Eukaryota; Viridiplantae; Streptophyta; Magnoliopsida; Rosales; Rosaceae
Product: BI1-like protein-like
Exons: 4
Coding region: 1-726 (241 amino acids)
Cellular component (GO): membrane
Source: RefSeq, a predicted model, not a curated record
AUGGGGUUCCGAUUACCACAGUUCAUGAAGAGUGGCGACGUAGAGGCCCAAAAAGAUGGCCAACUUUACCCUAAUCAAAUGGAGACGCCUCAGCUCCGUUGGGCCUUCAUCCGCAAGGUUUACAGCAUUGUCCUCUUCCAGCUGGCUCUCACCGUCGCAGUUGCCGCCGUCGUCGUCACCGUCGAGGACAUUCCCAAAUUCUUUAGAACCGGUCCCGGUUUAGGAACCCUAGUGGUCAUCAUUAUCCUUACUGUAGCCAUUGCUAUUUCGUUGUGGUGGUUGCACAACAAGCAUCCUUGGAAUUAUGUGCUGCUUAUUUUGUUUACCAUUUUUAAGGCGAUUACGAUUGGGUUUUGUUGUGCGUAUAAAGAAGGAAAGAUUGUUUUGCUGGCCGUGAUUCUGACGGCGACGGUGUUUCUUGCCCUGACUCUAUACACAUUCUGGGCAGUCAAAAGAGGAGCAGAUUUCUCCUUCAUGGGGCCAUUUUUGUUUGCUGCAUGUAUCAUGCUUUUUACAUUUGCCCUCAUUCAGUUUAUCGUACCUAUGGGGCCUUGGUGGAAGUGUACACUUGCAGCCUUGGGAGCGAUUCUGGCCUGUGCGUUUAUUGUAUACGACACAGACAACAUCAUCAAGCGCCUGAGCUACGACGAGUACAUCUUGGGAGCUAUCUCCAUAUACGCCGAUAUUGUCCUGCUUUUUCUUUCUCUUCUAGGGUUUGACUUUUAG